UGUAGAUAGUAAAAUUGUUCAACUGUCAAACAGGCCGGAAGAUCAAAACAAAUUAAUCCUCCAAAACAUGAAGUUAUCUAACUAAUUUUGUCGAUUUUGUCAAAAUACUUAAAUUAUUGUUAGCAUACUGUUAAGAAAGCUAGUGGAUUAGCUGAAGCUUUUGAGCCGGAGCUCGGAGCAACUUCAACCCCACACCAUCAUGCGUACCACGGCAAGCCUGCUCAAACAGCGGAUCCCGCAACUGGAGGCUACCGUUCCGUUUCAGGAGAUCCUACCGCUGCGGCUGAAGAACCAGGUCAGUGGCAAAACGGGGAAAGAAAGCGACGUUGCAUGCCUCCAGGAAAUGGCCAUCCUGUUUUCCUGCCUGAAGACGCACGAAUUCGACGAACGGCUCUGCCCCAAGGAAAUGACCAGCUUCAAGCGGUGCUACAAAGUUUACAUCGAUAAGAAGGCCAGCAAAAAGGAAACCGCCAGCAAGGGUAUCCUGGUGCCCGGGAAGGACCUUAACUGUAAGCAAUUGAACAUGUUUCUUAAACAAUUCCCCGGGGGAUCGAAAGAAGUGAUUGUUUGAGAAAGAGAAAUUAGUUCACUUGAAUGUUGAGUAAAACGCAGUUUAAAAUUAAAAUU
Molecule: messenger RNA, 627 nt
Organism: Uranotaenia lowii
Lineage: Eukaryota; Metazoa; Arthropoda; Insecta; Diptera; Culicidae
Exons: 2
Coding region: 200-571 (123 amino acids)
Biological process (GO): mitochondrial translation
Cellular component (GO): nucleoplasm; mitochondrial ribosome; mitochondrion
Molecular function (GO): RNA binding
Source: RefSeq, a predicted model, not a curated record